AUGCCAGUUAGAAAAUAUAGAAGGGAUACAAGUGAAGUCAGCUGUUGCUUAAAAUAUGUUAUUUUCGGAUUUAAUGUUUUGUUUUGGUUAUUGGGCCUUGGAAUAUUAGCAAUUGGAAUUUGGGCCUGGAGCGAAAAAGACACUUUUAACAAUUUGAGUCGCCUUACGAACGUAGCAUUAGAUCCAGCAUUUAUAUUGAUAUUAAUAGGUACGGUGACGUUUAUAAUUGGAUUUGCGGGAUGCGUGGGAGCACUUAGGGAAAAUACUUGUUUGUUAGCCGCCUACGCCAUUUUUCUAGCGAUAUUACUCCUUUUGGAAAUGACGGUAGGAGUUUUAGGUUUCAUAUUUAAAGAUUCGAUAAAAGCUCAAGCAACUCACGGCUUCCAAGUUUUCAUAAAACAUUACAGGGAAGAUCCUGAUCAGCAAAAUUUAAUAGACUGGAUUCAGGAAGACUGGCUGCAAUGUUGCGGUAUCGAAGGACCCAAAGAUUGGGAUAGAAAUAAUUAUUUUAAUUGUUCUUCGAGAGAAGUCGGAAGCAGAGAAGCUUGCGGAGUACCGUUUUCUUGUUGCAAAAGAAAACCUAACGAAAUAAUUAAGAAUAAGCAAUGCGGUUACGAUGUUAGAAAACCGGGUUACGUAAAAAGAAACAUAUUCGAAAGGGGAUGCCUGAGAGCCGGGGAAGAAUGGGUAGAAACAAAUCUUGUGCCUGUUGCCGGAGUUGCCGUCGGGGUUGCCGUUCUUCAGAAAUACGACGUUGGAAAAAUAAUAAACGAAAAAGGUUGCGUACAAGCUGGAGAAGAAUGGAUGGAACACAAUUUGCUCAUAAUUGCAGGUAUCGCAAUAACCACGGCUUUUCUUCAGAUACUCGGAAUUUGCUUCGCUCAAAAUCUUCGAGCCGACAUAUUUGCACAAAAAGCCAAAUGGCACUGA
Molecule: messenger RNA, 930 nt
Organism: Pediculus humanus corporis (human body louse)
Lineage: Eukaryota; Metazoa; Arthropoda; Insecta; Psocodea; Pediculidae
Product: tetraspanin-15, putative
Exons: 9
Coding region: 1-930 (309 amino acids)
Biological process (GO): protein maturation; protein localization to plasma membrane
Cellular component (GO): membrane
Source: RefSeq, a predicted model, not a curated record